Haliotis rubra (blacklip abalone) is the source of this 3126-nucleotide messenger RNA. Its product is annotated as nuclear pore complex protein DDB_G0274915-like. Bases 57 to 1619 code for a protein of 520 amino acids. Gene Ontology annotation, cellular component: extracellular region. Gene Ontology annotation, molecular function: chitin binding. The record is from RefSeq and is a predicted model, not a curated record. Lineage: Eukaryota; Metazoa; Mollusca; Gastropoda; Lepetellida; Haliotidae. The transcript has 6 exons.
AAGGUAAACAGAAGUACCUGGGGUAGACGCGACCGGGUAGACAUUCACUCGGGGAAAUGGAGUCUCCAUUGGAGACGGGGCAGGAAAAUGCCAAUCCUAUCACUACCGACGCGCUGGUGUCUCCUGGGAAAGGAGAAAAGUACCUGUGGACAAAGAGAGCAACAAGACACAAGCCAGAGUACCUGGACUACACGGGUGGAACUGCCAACGAAACACACCUCGCUUUCACGCGUCCACGGAAUCAUACCUUUCUUCUGGAACAUAAACGUCUUCUAGUUGUUGCAGUAGUUGUUGUCGUCAUUGUCAUCGUUGUCGGAGCAGUUGUAGGUGGUGUCCUCGUCAGCAACAAAACAGAGCCACAGGUUUCAUCGACCAGAACAACAGGAAAUCCAGGAACAUCAAGUAAAUCCAAUUUACUAACUGAUUUAACAUCGAAAUCACAACCAUCGUCAACAUCAUCCAUUUCAACAGAACCACCAACUUCAUCUAUAUCGCAUACAAGAACUUCUCCAUCAGCAUCAUCGUCAUCUUUAUCUACAACAGUAUCCACUACAUCCUCCGCCUCUGCAGUUUCGUCUUCACCACAAUCAACGACUUCUCCAUCGACAUCAACAACUUCACUAUUAACUUCGCCUGUUUCAACAACAACGUCUACAUCAGCAGCAUCUCCAUCAUCAACAUCUUCAACAUCAACUUCAAUAAGCCAGUCAUCCACCACAGCAACUUCUUCGACAACGACGAUAACUACGUCGACAGUGACGACUACAACUUCGUCCCUUCCAUAUUUGUCAAUGCUAGAUGUAACCUUCAAUGAGGGAGAGGACGACCUGUACCUCUUGUGUACGAUAUCUGAUGACUCAAAAAUUAUUAAAGUCCUGUUUUACAAAGAUGGUGUUCAACUUAAGGACGACUUCAUCAUUGGCAUCCAUGGAAGAGAAUGCUCAUUGACAAAGAAAUGGGCUACUUGCUCUGACUCGGGAGACUAUGAGUGUCGAGUCAGUGGCGAGUUUGGAACUAUCAAGACUACUUCCACGGUAAACAUACUCGUUGAACCCAGUAAGCCAAAGCUAAAAAUUAAAAAAAUAAAGCUGAUCGAUGACGCGUGGGAGGCGACAUUGUCCUGUGAGAGAAGACUUGGACAACCGGCGACCUCCCUCCACUGGCGAGUGCUGUUCAACACUGGAGACAUAAGGGAGAACAUUUUCGGUGCUCAGUCCAACACCACGACUCAAGAGGGAUGUUCAUCGUCUGUGAUAUCCCAGGUGACACAACGGUUUAUGCGUUCUUGGGAUGGUGCCGAAAUAUGUUGUUACUUGACAGAUGCUGGAGGGAUGACACUCAACCUGGAGGGCUGCGACGUAUUCACCUACACAACAGACGUGUCCCCAUGUGACUGUACGGCUGGCCGUGUAGCUGUCCCCAGACCCACCACCUACCCCGACAACUGUAGCCUGUACUACACGUGUAGUGGGGGAGUCAAACAGGACGCCACGUGUACCGGAAGUGACAUCUUCAGUGCCGACCCCAGCAAGCAGGCGUGCACCCCCAAUCCGGGUGACAGCUACUGUGCCAAGGUCAAAGCAAAUGAAGUGAAAGUAUGCACAACGACGAGCAAGUGACAGGGACGAUUUACACUUGUGUCAGGCUGUGAACUUGUGUGUGAUAUAUACCACGUACAAGAUCGCCAAAAUAAAGGGCUUUGUACAAGAACAAGAUGUGAGUUGAGGAGAGGAAUAUAUCGGUUUGAGACAAAUGAAUGUGUGAGCGAAUAUCCCAUUCUAGCUCCAGAAUGGACUAUCAGUAAAACACGGUAUGGUGCAAGGGUGAACAUUUUAAGCAAAGAAACGUCAUCAGCCCCGAACCGGGAUUUCAGGAGGUUCUUCACAAUUUACACAUCCAGACCAAUACUCAUUGGAGCGUUUUCUUUACUCUUUCAUUUGAAAAGAAGUGUUCCUAAUAUUGUGGCUAGAGGCGAAUUGGGAAGAUCCUCACUUGAAGUCAGUCAGAAUGUCAAAAUUAUGAAAUAUUGGAUAAGAUCAUUCCAGAGUGAUAACUAUAUUCUUGAGCAUAUCUAUUUGUAUCAGUAUAAUCUUGCUGAAAGAGUGAGUGAGUGAGUGAGUUUAGUUUUACGCCGCGCUCAGCAAUAUUCCAGCUAUAUGGCGGCGGUCUGUAAAUAAUCGUUUCUGGACCAGACAAUCCAAUGCUGAAAGAGGAGUAGAUUGUUGGGCAUUAAAAGUGAAAAGGUUAUUAUUAUUUAGGUAUGUUUUUGGAAAUGUAUGGGAAAGGUUUAUAUUAAAUUUUAGGAACUUGGUAAAUAUUAUAGUUUGUCAUUCUAUAGAAGUAUUAGAAUUGUAGAUUAUGUUGUUGAAAAAUAUUUGACAGAGUUAGAUAUUCAAGUUUAUAGGAUUUCAUUAUCACUAUUUCGUUGUUCGGUUUCAUAAUCUUUUGAUGUCAGAUGGUAGAAAGCUUAACAUUCCAAGAAAGGAGAGGUUGUGACCCUUUUGUAUUAUCCCAGAAGUGGAAACUGAAUUUCAUUUUUGGUUUAUAUGUCCAUUUUAUAACGAACUUAGGCAGAACAUUUUACCUAAAUACUUUUGGAGUUACCCAUCAGAUAGAAAGUGUGUUCAAUUCUUCAACUAAACCAUUAAUUAUAUAAAACAUUAUUUUCUUAGCCCUAACGAAGAGACAGAAUUUCUUAAAUUUUGAUAAUAAAUUGAUAAAGAUGAACUGUUGGACAUACUGUCAUUAGAGGUAUCAUCAUAUGUGUUUCAUGUAUACUGGCGCUCGCAUGUACAUGCGAAAAUUGUACAAACUGAAAAUGUAAACUGGGUCGGUGGUCCAUUAGAAGGAUAAACUCAAUCACUGACAACAAUAGCACGACCAGUGUUGUUCCACACUGACAUGUGCUAUCUUGCACACAUCAUGUCGGGCUCAACAUGUCUCAGCUAUUCCAUUGUAUUUGAUAACAAUGAACUGUAUUUACACACACUUCGACAAUUGUGACAUUAUUUAUGCGAAGCCACUUCAGCGUUGACAAAAGUCAACAGUGUUGACUAUAUUGUUAUUCAAGGUGUUGAAUUCCAUUUGUUGUUAUUAUCUUAUGUUACCAUAAACUUAAGAAAUAUU